UUUCUGUGUCCCUGUCUUCCGCACUAUGCUCGUUUUGUCAGGGUGUCAUUUGUUUGGCACAGUUCACAGGAUCAGCGUCCCGCAUGAAUACCAGAAGCUGAUGCAUGCAUUAUGCCUCGAUAGUCAUAGUAAAGUUACGUUAUGGAAGCCCCCGAAUAGAGAGACGACGUGAAAGAGGUGAAGUGAAUGAAAAAUGUCCCAAACGCAGAGGGCUCAUUAAGAGCGGUUGAGCUGAAAAUCAAUGUAGCGUUGCGCUCAAAAGCAGUGAAAACUAAGGCAUUUACUAUGAGCCUAACGAAACAUUCAUUGCGAAAGUCGACGAGGUACUGCGGUGCUUCGCUCGCUCGCCACGCCUAAGCGUAACGCGUGUCGUCCUUCCGGGUAGCCGAAAUUUCAAAGGGACGUGUCGCAGCGCACGUUCCCGUGCUUGGAGCACGUGCAGUUUGCCGACAGAAGCAUGCGGAAGAGAAAAGAAGACAGCUCACUUGCUCCGACGCUCAGUGAGUGCACACCGUUAGGACCCACGCCCGAAAAACCGGGUAGAGGUCAUUGGCGCACGCAUAUGGAGGGGAGGGGGUGGGGGGGGGGGGGGGGGUCGGCCUGUGUUUUUUUCACGCAUGGCAGGAAGACUCUUCAGCGAACACCUCCCCUCACCGGGACACCCCUUGCCUCCUCCUCUCUGGUCACGUGACCGCAGGCACCCCCCGGCGUACCCCCCCUUUGCAAGAGACCGACCGGGGCACCGCGGGCACAAGCCGGGCCGGCAAACCAUGACGAACAACCCAAAAGCAGCGGCAGCGGCGGCGGGCGCCCGGGCGCCCGCUUCGGAAGCGGCGUCGCCCCGGCGUCGUCAGCGGGUCGCCGUCAUCGGAGCGGGGGCCAGCGGCCUGACCGCGGUCAAGGCAUGCCUCGAAGAAGGCCUGGACGUCGUGUGCUACGAGCGCACCGACGUGCUCGCGGGCCUCUGGCACUACACGGACACCGUGGAGCGCGGCCGCGCCUGCGUCAUGCGCUCGACGGUGAUCAACUCGAGCAAGGAGAUGUCCGCCUUCAGCGACUUCCCGCCGGACGACACGCUGCCCAACUACAUGCACAACUCGCACAUGGCGCGCUACAUCGUCGACUACGGCCGCCGCUGCGGCGCCGUCGACAGGGUGCUGCUGCGGCACGAGGUGGCCGACGUGCGGCCGACCAGACCGGGCAGCGAGGACACCACCUGGACGCUCAGGGUCCGCAGGCUGGACUCCGAGGGUGGUGGUGACCGCGAGGAGUUCGAAGACGAGAGGGACGCCGUCAUGGUGUGCACGGGUCACCACGCGCACCCGCUGUGGCCCCGCUUCAAGGGUCUGGGCGACGAGCGCGGAGAGGGCCGGGUGUUCGCGGGACGUGUGAUGCACUCGCAGGACUACCGGACGUCCCGGGGAUUCGAGGACCGUCGGGUGCUCGUCAUUGGCGUGGGGAAUUCGGCUGGCGACCUGGCCGUCGAGCUGGGAGGCGUCGCUGAACAGGUGAGCUUAUCUACUCGUCGCGGCUCGUGGGUCAUCGGCCGCGUGGGACCCAGGGGUCGGCCAUUCGACGCGUACUACCAGACGCGGCUGCUGAAUGCCUUCAUCCACCUGCUGCCUUACGAGCUGAUCUGCCUCAUCUGCGAGAGCGCCAUCAACCAGCGUUUCGACCACGCCACCUAUCGGCUGAGGCCCAAGCACCGCAUCCUCGGCCAGCAUCCAAUGGUCAACGACGCCCUGCCCAACCGCAUACUGUCAGGCACCGUGUGCAUCAAAGGACAAGUGAAGGAGUUCACGGCGGACGGCGUGCUCUUCGAGGACGACCCACCGGGCGCCGAGCCUCUUCGCGUGGACGACGUGAUCCUCGCGACCGGCUACCGCGUCUCGUUCCCGUGCCUGGCGCCCGGCGUGCUCGACGUGUCCGAGGACAACCAGGUCGGCGUGUACCGGCUGGUGUUUCCCCCGGAGCGGCCGGGACUCGCGCUGAUCGGACUGGCGCAGCCCAUCGGUGCCUUGCUGCCCAUAUCCGAGCUGCAGAGCCGCUGGGCGGCCAGGGUGUUCGCCGGCAACGCGACGCUGCCCAGCGCGAAGGACAUGUGGCGGCAGGUGAACGAGUACCAGGAGCGUUGCAGGCAACGCUAUUACCAGGAGCCCCGACACACGCUGCAGGUCGACUGGAUCGACUACCUGGACGAGUUGGCCGAAGAGAUCGGCGUCAAACCGAACCUGGCACGGCUCGCCAUCAAGGACCCGCAGCUCGCUUACCGGUUGCUGGUCGGACCCAGCCUGUCGUACCAGUAUCGUCUGCAAGGGCCCCACGCCUGGCCCGGGGCGCGGGACGCCAUCUUGGGCUACGAACAGCGCGUGCGCAGAGCGCUCUGCACGGGACCCGACUUUACCGCCACGAGUGACGCACAGGGGACGCUGCUUACCAAGCCCAGCGUCGAGUUUCUGCUGUUCAUCACUCUAGCCGUGCUGUUGUUCUCGUGGCUUCUGUCCAGCGGUUUCUUCUUCCCGCAAUCCUGGUCGCCGCCUCUGCGUGUCUGACGAAGGCGGGACGACAGUGGAACUGACUCUAACAUGCGCGACAUUCUCGACAAAAAAGGAGUGCGAGAGCUAUUUUGUUCCUGUAAAGGGACUGUAACAUUAUACAUCUCACUCUGGUGCUGGAAACACCUUAUUAAAAAGAGACAACGCGUCCGAA
Molecule: messenger RNA, 2709 nt
Organism: Dermacentor silvarum
Lineage: Eukaryota; Metazoa; Arthropoda; Arachnida; Ixodida; Ixodidae
Product: flavin-containing monooxygenase 5
Exons: 6
Coding region: 618-2552 (644 amino acids)
Molecular function (GO): NADP binding; flavin adenine dinucleotide binding; N,N-dimethylaniline monooxygenase activity
Source: RefSeq, a predicted model, not a curated record